Lathyrus sativus (Indian pea) is the source of this 2301-nucleotide messenger RNA. The record is from the annotation of a GenBank genome assembly. NCBI's taxonomy places the organism in Eukaryota, Viridiplantae, Streptophyta, Magnoliopsida, Fabales, Fabaceae.
AUGGGUUUUGGUGUCAGAAAACUGAGACGUGUAGGCAUUGUUUUAGGGAUUUCCAACGCUCUCGUUUUCCUCAUUGGCGCCCUUCUCAUUUCCCAAACCUAUCUCCUCUGCGAUCUCCGUUCCUUGCUCCCAUUCGCCGCCGUUUCUUUUGCCGCCGCUAUUAGAAUCAUAGUCAUGUUUCAAACCGCCGUUGCACAACAAUCAGCCGCCACUUUCAUUCUCGACGACGACUCCUCGUCCACCACGGAUCGCCUUCUUUUACGAUAUCACCAACGAGGAAGGUAUAGGAACUGGUUAUGGUGGAGUUGGUGCACCGUCGCGCUCACUGUGAUUCAAUUUCUGUGCGCUACUUACCUUGUUUCCAAAUCAGCUGUCUAUUUCGCCAAAGAUACAGCACCAGCUGUUUGUCUUUUAGAAUUGGGAUGGAAUCUUCACUGGAGGAACCACGCGUUACUUUCCAUCUUCAUGGUCCUUGUUUGUUUGGUUGCUCUAGCUCAGUGCUUUGCAGGAUCUGAUGUUCUCAGAUGGAGAUCUUUCUAUGAAUCCCAUCACAAUGCUUGGAAAUCACAUUAUAGGGAGGUUUUUGAUAACGGUUUACGUGAGACCUUGUGCUGUCUCGGCCGUGUCAAAUACUUGACUGCAAAGGAAGAAGAUGAAGUCUAUUCGGUUGCACGAUUGUUAGGUGACCUUGUUGCUUAUCGGGCUUCUGGAACUGGCCAUAUGGAACUCUUGGCAGCUUUAGCUUUACUCCAGCACAAUCAAAAAUCUUCAGAAUCCUCUGAAGGAUCCAUGGAUGCACCAGAGACGCGAGUUAAGGAGGCUGCGACUCUUCAUAAAUUUGCCGAAGCUGCAUACACUGGUCCGUUGCUUGAUGUUGGACGAAAUCCUCUCAUGUUUCUUUGUUUAUGGCUCUAUAGACAAGGGGUUUUGUCUCCUUGGGCACGCAACAGACGCCCUGCUUUGGAAGGUGAUAACUGGUGGCGAGGUCAUGCUUCAGCCUUUCUAAAGUAUACCAAUUUACCUCCGGAAGCACUCAGACAUGGGAGAGUAAACCAGGCCAAGUGUGAAGCUGCAUAUUUUAUUGUGGUUCUACAUCAUCUACAAACUGUAUUAAUUACUAUACGUGGAACUGAAACGCCUGAGGACCUAAUAACUGAUGGGUUAUGCAAGGAAUGCACCCUUUCUGCAGAUGACUUGUCUGGUUUGAUAAACUCCAACUACAUUCAUCAUGAAACACACAAAAAUGUGACUUCAACGUUCCCCCACUAUGGGCAUUCGGGUAUAGUUGAGGCUGCACGAGAGGUUUAUAUGCAAAUUGAAGGAAACCCUGGAGAGCAUGACACUGAAUCCUAUGGGCUUCUUUCUAAAUUGUUGGGAUUUGGCUGUGAGUGCUUUGGGUAUAAUGUCCGCAUAGUUGGCCAUUCACUUGGGGGUGCUAUAGCUGCAUUGCUUGGAAUAAAACUUUAUAACCGAUACCCCAAUCUGCAUGUUUACUCGUAUGGGCCACUCCCAUGUGUGGAUUUAGUUGUGGCUAAUGCAUGUUCGUCAUUUAUAACAAGCAUUAUAUAUGGAAAUGAGUUUUCAUCCCGCCUUUCGAUUGGAUCCAUGAUGAGGCUGAGGGCAGCUGCUAUCACAUUACUAGCACAAGAUCCUAAAGCUGACAGUGCCAUGAUUUUCAGACUUGCUCGUCGGUUUCUAUUUAUAAGCCAAUAUGAAAGAAAUAAUCAAGAGGCAGAUCAUGAAGUGCUGUGUGACAUUGCUGAUAAAGGCAGCAACAAUCAAGUGGUUCAAGAUGCUUCACUCUGGACUGAGGCUAGUAAAAGGGAUCUUCUUGUUACAGCUGACCAUGGCGAUGAUGAUGACGAACAUGAUGAGAUUUCACUCUGGGCUGAUAGUAGGGCAAGUGACCAUAUCGUUGAAAUCAAUAAUGCCGAAUUUACAAAUUCUUUUGCUUCAGAUGUACAUUCAAGAGAUGAUCCCGUGUCACAGUUUAUAGAUUCUGUUCCAACUUCCGAAAACCAGUCUGCUGAUGAUCCCCCAGAGAUGUAUUUGCCGGGAUUUGUAAUUCAUAUUGUCCCAGACAAGAAAAAACCUCAAACUGAUCGUAAGAGAUUUUGGAGAACGAUGGAGAGGGAUAGAUGUUAUAGAGCUUACAUAGCAAAUAGAGAGAGUUUCAAUGAUAUUAUUGUUUCACCAUCCAUGUUCCUUGAUCAUCUCCCUUGGAGAUGUCAUAAAGCCUUAGAAAAAAUACUGAAAGAUCAAACUGCCAAAGAUCAAAUAACAGAAUGUCACUUAAUCUGA